CUGCCCGCCCCCGCCCGCCUGCCUUCAUUGCGAUGCGCACACUGCUGCCUGGCCUGCACUGCACUGCUCCAUCUGCAUGCCUUGCCAACUGUCUAUAUAUACCAUGCCAGGGGAGGAGCCUCACACAGCACACACCCAAGCAAGGAUUGCAUAUUGCUAGCUAGCAUCCAUCGCCGCCGGCCGGCCCAGCGCCACAUCGACGAUCGAUCUGCCGACGGACGAGAUGGAUCGGUCGGUUGCCAUGGAGGUGGCGGAGAUGCAGCGACAGCGACAGCAGUUCGUCCACCACCUGCAGGUCCACCACCAGCAGCAAGGUACUACGCACCACCAGCCGCUGCUGUCGUCGCCGCCGCCGCACCACCAGCAGCAGCAGAACAGCGGCAGCAGCAGCAGGGCCGGCGGCGGCGGGCGCAGGUGCUGCCCGCUGCGGCGGUCGCGGAAAGGGUGCAUGAAGGGCAAGGGCGGGCCGGACAACCAGCAGUGCCCGUACCGGGGCGUGCGGCAGCGGACGUGGGGCAAGUGGGUGGCCGAGAUCCGCGAGCCCAACCGCGGCGCGCGCCUCUGGCUCGGCACCUUCGGCAGCGCGCUCGAGGCCGCGCGCGCCUACGACAACGCGGCCAGGCAGCUCUACGGCGACUGCGCGCGCCUCAACCUGCAGCAGAUGCCAGUGCCGCCUCCGUCGGCGGCGGCGGCAGGCGGAGGAGGAGGAGGAGGAGGAGGAGGAGCGGCGGCGGUCGUGGUGUCGUCGGCUCCGUCCCCUGACGCCGUGGCUGCUGCGGGCCCUGGUGGUGGUGGUGGUGGUGGGCACAACCGCCACCACCAGUACCUGCAGCAGCAGCAGCAGCAGCAGGCAGCCAUGGCGUCGUCGGCGCCUAUAAUGAUGAUGCAGUACUCCGCCUCCAGCUACUCCGCCGACGCGUCGUCAUCCAACUCCGACUCCUUCUCCAACUCGUACUCCAGCUCGUCGCCGGUGACCAUGGCGCCCUCACCCACCACCAACAACUACAACCACCACCAGACGUUCCAGAUGACGCCGCCGCCGUCGUCAUGCGGCGUGGUGAUGGCGCCCGCCGCCGCGCCGCAGGCGCAGCAGGGCUGCCACGUCGACGACACCACCACCACGACGCUGGCGAUGCAGCAUCAGCAGAUGAUCCGCGAGCUGGCGGCGGUGCCUCUGCACCAGGAGGCCGACGACGACUUCGAGGACUUCAUGACGCGGCUGCCCAAGGCGGAGGACUUCGGCCUGCAGGGCUUCCAGGAGGUGCCGCCCGAGGUGUUCGACGAAGCCGCCGGCAUCUGGGACCACACCGCCGCCGCCUGGUCGACCCCCGCCACCAUGAUGACGAUCGACUCCGCCGCCGGCGCCGCCCAUCAGCACCAGCAGCAGGUCGUCGUCCCUCUCAGCUGAGCUGACCCUCGCGUCGUCCAUCGAUGACGCCGCGCGCCCUGCACCUGCUACUUCGUUCCAAAGCUGCAUCGAUCUGGCCGGUGUACGAGGCGAAGUGAUUCGACGCGCGCGCGCGAUGCAUGAGGCAUGAGCAUGAUUACAACCCAAGUAGUGGUUCGUGAGUUACUUACACAUCAAGCAGGCGUACAUGCAUAGAAUCGUAUGUACGUACCAGAUGGUUACUCUGCUAUAGACUGCUAUACUGGUAUAGUAGUACUAUAUAGUUUUGUUUUGCCUAGUUAAUCGUGGGGUUUGUUGUCUGCUGGAUAAUGUUUCAGGUUUGUAAAAUAUAUACUGUAGUAUUGGUGUCUCUUUUAAACAUAUAUAUAUAUACUCCUAGUCCUAGGCUAGCUCCUAGCUAUAUAGUCUUUGUGGGUUUGUAUGUGUGGUAUGUAUAUAUCAGUAUAUGCAUGGGCGGCUAGCUAGCUAGCUUGUA
Molecule: messenger RNA, 1883 nt
Organism: Sorghum bicolor (sorghum)
Lineage: Eukaryota; Viridiplantae; Streptophyta; Magnoliopsida; Poales; Poaceae
Product: ethylene-responsive transcription factor ABI4
Exons: 1
Coding region: 224-1408 (394 amino acids)
Biological process (GO): positive regulation of DNA-templated transcription; response to stress
Cellular component (GO): nucleus
Molecular function (GO): DNA-binding transcription factor activity; transcription cis-regulatory region binding
Source: RefSeq, a predicted model, not a curated record